UGGCCAUAUAUCGGUUGGUUGGACAAGCAUCAAGGCUGAAGUAUGACUCUCGGUUUGCUCCUGCUGCCGGUGCUCCUGCUCCUCUCCUCCGCCUCUGUGUCCUCCUCCCCUCUGGCCAAGGACCAGUCAGUGUGUGCCAACACAUUCUGCGGGGCAGGUAGAGAGUGUGUAUCGACUGAGAGAGGGGAACCGGUGUGUCGCUGUGUGCAGCAAUGUGAUGGGUCAGAGCACUGGGUGUGUGGCAGUGAUGACCGUUCCUAUAGGAACCACUGUGAGCUGCAUAGAGAGGCCUGUGUCUCUAAGACAAAGAUACAUCUGUCACACAGAGGACGCUGUCCAGAGAAGCCGACAAAGACGGACGUCAGCCCCAUUGUGUGUUAUCUGACGGAUCGUGAUUGGCUGAGGAACAAAGUCAUCCAUUGGAUACAGGAAGAGGCUGUAUCAGAGCACUGGAGCUCAAACAGGUCCUCAGUUGAUGACCUUCUGCUGAAGUACUUCCAGAUGUACGAUAACGGGGAUUCCCAGCUUGAUUCAAAGGAAUUUAUGAGUUUCCUUAAACACAACGAGACCGCCCUUAAUUUCACACACUCCAAUUAUGUGGAGAAUGACCUGCUGCUGAGGUCUCUGUGUGUGGAUGCUUUAAUUGAGCUUUCAGAUGAGAACGCUGACUGGAAGCUGAGUUUUGCAGAGUUCAUCAACUGUCUCACGCCUACAUACCAACCACCUGAAAGAAAAUGUGCCUUAGAAGAUAAGGUGUUUGAGGAUGGAGCUGAAACUCACAUGGAAUGCAACAAAUGUGUGUGUGCCUGUGGCAGCUGGGUGUGUACUGCUCUGACCUGUGAUGGAGAGCAGCAGGUAGUGGAGAAUGGGAGAGAGGGAGGAGAGGAAGAGGAAAUGACAGAGGAAGAGUGGAGCAGGAGAGUGGCUGAGCUCAAUGCACUGCAGGUGGCAAACACCAUUUAUCAGUAA
Messenger RNA from Lampris incognitus (smalleye Pacific opah), 969 nucleotides. Its product is annotated as follistatin-related protein 1-like. Lineage: Eukaryota; Metazoa; Chordata; Actinopteri; Lampriformes; Lampridae. The transcript has 10 exons. The record is from RefSeq and is a predicted model, not a curated record. Gene Ontology annotation, molecular function: protein binding; calcium ion binding. The coding region runs from base 43 to 969 and encodes 308 amino acids. Gene Ontology annotation, biological process: regulation of BMP signaling pathway; multicellular organism development; cell differentiation.